This is a messenger RNA of Blepharisma stoltei, 774 nucleotides long. The record is from the annotation of a GenBank genome assembly. NCBI's taxonomy places the organism in Eukaryota, Ciliophora, Heterotrichea, Heterotrichida, Blepharismidae.
AUGUCUAACAUUGUUGAUAGUGGACUAAUAGGCCGAAUUAUGGGAAACACUAUUAGCUAUUUUACAAAUCGAAGUGGUCUGAGCUUAGCUUACAGCAUUUUGAUAAAAAAUCCUAAACUAAAAAAGAUCUGGAUUAUUUGUGAAAACUGGCCUUCCCAGCUUUUUAUAAUAAAUCAAUUUUUGCAUGAAAAUCUGAGCGCAAAUACAUUUAAAUUUGAUUACACAGGCUGCGAAAACAGCCAAGGAGAGCACUCAUUUGGAGGCUUAACCCGAGAUGCAAACGAUAUUGACGAUGCUGUAAAUUUUUUAAAUUCCAAAGGAUAUGAAGUAGAAGGAAUUAUAGGACACUCAAAAGCUGCACAAGGCGUGAUUAUUUAUUCUGCUAUAUAUGGACAAGUAAAAAAUAUCAUUGUAUUAUCAGCAAGAUUUCAUAUGAAUGUUUUGCCAUUCUUUUUGCAUGAAACGACAGAAAUCGCUCGACGCGAAAAAGAAAUUAUUCAUACUGGCGUUGGUUCUCGGUGGAAAUUUACAUGAGAUAUGGUAGAAGAGACAAUAAAUACUGAUAUGAAAUUUUAUUGUGAAAGGGCUCAAGGAGACUUUUAUAUUUUCCAUGGCAAUGAGGACGAAAUGUGCCCUUUUGCAGAUUCCUUAGAAUAUGUUAAAGCAUUAAAUGUAAAAUGCAAAGGAUAUUUUACGUUUAACUGUGAUCAUUUAUACAUUGGUGUUUUUGAUGAGAUUAUUGAGAUAAUUGAAGAUAUUAUUUCGAAAAAUUAA